Molecule: messenger RNA, 171 nt
Organism: Paramecium sonneborni
Lineage: Eukaryota; Ciliophora; Oligohymenophorea; Peniculida; Parameciidae
Source: the annotation of a GenBank genome assembly
AUGCAACAAUACAAACUACAAGUAAUUCUGUAAGAAAUUAUGAAAAAAACAAUAUCCUUUUAAGGAAAAAUAAAUCAAUUUUAAAAAAAUUAAAUCUUUGAAGAAGAUUCAUUAAAGGCAAAAAUUAUAAAAUUUUAGCAAUAUAUAGUGAAAAAGAUGAAUUCUACUUGA